This is a messenger RNA of Argentina anserina (silverweed cinquefoil), 764 nucleotides long. RefSeq lists its product as uncharacterized. Bases 51 to 578 code for a protein of 175 amino acids. The record is from RefSeq and is a predicted model, not a curated record. Lineage: Eukaryota; Viridiplantae; Streptophyta; Magnoliopsida; Rosales; Rosaceae. The transcript has a single exon.
ACUUGAACUCGAUCAAUAUUCUUCCUCCCAAAACCUCUAGAUCCACUAUAAUGGAAGCUGCUUACUCUUCAUCCUCUUCAAUCACCUCCAAGCAAGCAUCACUCCCUCACCACAACUCCACACUCCACUCCGUCAAGAAAAAUUCGGCCAAGCCAUGGCGGAAGCCGGCAGUGGCUCCACUCCCUCCAACCCCACCUCGAGUUUACAAGGUCGAUCCCAUCAACUUUCGUGACCUUGUCCAGAAGCUCACCAGUGCACCCGAGUACCAGAGCGAGCCGACUCGGUCGACUAACCUCCAAAGUGUGGCGCCGCCACCUAUCGAAAUCCAACGAGGAUCGCCUCAUGUUCCUUCUCCGGUUUCGGCUAAGGUUACCGGCAGCACUUCACCGUUUUCGGUUAUGUACAAGGACUUGGCUGAGACAUUAGGGCUUAGUACUCCUCAUCAACAGAAGAAGCCACAGGAUCAAAAUAUCAUGGGAGACUCCAGCUAUCUGAGGUGGAACUUGUCGCCGGCUUCGCAGCAUUGGUUCUCUUUUCCUAUGUUGAGCCCUGGAACACUAACCAGUCUUGAACUCUAGCUAAUUAGUAGGACUAUACUGCCUACACUAGCUGGAGGGAAUUCGAAUAUGGGUGUGGUUUAAUUUUCCCUACUAGUUUUUUGCUUUCAGAGUUUCAAUUGUAAUGCUAGUUCAGUAGUACAGAAGCUGUUUGAUGUGAUUAUUGUAGACAUAUGGAUUAAUUAAUUAAAGAAUAAUUUAAGUAUU